CACCCUUGUCCUGCUUGGCUUGGAGCUUCUUCGUUUGUUGUGCACGCUACGCACGAUUUUGUCUUCCUUUCCCACAGCUGCACGCCGUCAGGUCUUUCUGGCUCUUCUAGAGGCAGGAGGUACUACUGCCGUAGUCUAGACGGCAUCUACAAGCUGCCGCCGGCAAUCAAUCCUCCUAGCCCAAACUCGGAAGAGGUGUAACCACCGCUAUCUCUGGGCGCUAGGGAGACAAGACAGCCGGGUGGUUCUCCACACGAAGGCCAUCAUCCCAUCUCGCCACCGUGACGGCAGGCCGGGGCGGUGUCUCGUGAGGUUUGGCGCGGAUGGCAGGGUUGCGUCGCGGAAUGGGGAGGUGCGGCGCCAUUCUCGUCAUCGGUUUCGUCCUCGCGACUACCCGAAGCUUUAGUUGCGAUGCCGCCGCGGUGUCCGAGGGCCUUGAGGUUCCCGGCACUUCGAACGCCAUGCAGGAGCUACACCGCCAGGCACGAGACGACGUCCUGGGAAUUUUAGCGGCGCCCGCGGACUCGUGCCUCACGAGCAACUGGCGAAAAACCUCAGCAAAUCAGGGAUGUACGGCUGCAGACCAGUGCGGAAAAGGAUGGUUGUUCCAUCAGCAAGACCUGCUGUUGGUGACACAGUGGGCAGGGAGUGACGCCAGUAGUGUUGGAGAUGACGCAACAGACGAAUGGUGCGCGAGAGAGUCGAGGACGGUGACGGUGGUGGGGCUGAAGGCGCAGGGAGAGGGAGAGGAGUCCGACUGCAACAGCCAGAAUCUCAGCAUUCUGGUCAGGCUUCAAGGUCCAGAGGCACUAGCUGAGGCUGCGACGCCUGUAGAUGGCAGGUGCGCUUGGACCGUGGAGUUCACACCGUCCUUGGAAGGCGUGUACACCUUCGACGCCACCGUACUCAAUUGGGAAGGUGGUCUGGAUCCGCACCCCGAAAUGUGCCACGAAGUGGCCGGUCAAUACCCCGAAGGAUCCGUCGAGAUGGGCUCCGUGGGGAGUGUGGUGUUCUACGGCCUUGCGGAGGCAUGCUGCACCCUGUGCACCCGCUGGGAAGGGUGUGUGGGGUGGUCGAACACCGUAAAGUUCGAUAUCGCCCCCAUCGACGGGAAAAAAAGGUGUGUGCUGUACUCGUCUGUCAGCGGGCCACCCGUGGAAGACAAGGCAAUGAACCGCGCCAUUACCAGCGGCAUACCGAGAGACGAAGAGAGUAUGAUGUACCUCGCGCACUCCAUGUCCAUCGCCAGAAGUUGGUGCACACCGGACAACGCGAGGGUCCUGGGCAGCGGCAAGAAAUUGACGGUGAAGGCGGCGGGGCCGUCAGUAUCAAUCGCAGACGGGGACGACGCGCUACCACGGUGCAGGUCCACCAACGUUCUCCCCGAACCCGGCCGUUGGGUGGGUCUACAGGAUGUAGAAUGCGGUGACAUGCGAGCAGAGGGGAUUCAUGGGGACCCUAUUUGGCCGGAUUAUCGAAGAGACAUCUUCGGUGUCACCAAGCCCGAGGAGUGCUUCUUCAAGCCUUACAACCUUCCCACGUCGGGUGGCAAGGUGGACGGCUACCGGCAAGCGAUUACUGGAGGCUACGUGUGGAAGCCUUACGACUGUCGCUACUCCCUUUUAAAUGUGGAAGCGCGCCACACUUGCUUCGACGCCUUAAACAUCACCAGAUUUCUUGACUACGGGGACAGUAUGAUCCAAACAAGCAGGCAGCCAAGAGUCGAGCUGUGGCUACCGAAAAACGUCGAUGUGCACGGGAAAGCAGGCAGCCAAGAUGCGCAGGCUCGAGGAAAACAGGCCGGCUGUCCGACCGGUUUUUACAUGGAUGAUGGCGACAAUGAUGCCGAAACUUCCGGUGGCGGCUCGCCUAUCAAGUACCGCUACUGCGGUUUAUCCGGCUUCCACUAUUCCAAGGACUACGCCAUCAGAGACUACAUUCUAUCGUUUCGACCGGACGUCGUUCUGGCCAACUGGGGCAUGAUACACAAGCUGUGGCACCAUGACUUUGGCGGCGAGAUCGCCCACUUUUUCGAGAAUCUGGGCAGGGCAUUGGACAAAAUGACUGAUAAUGGAGAAUUCCGCCCUAGGUUUCUGUUCUGGUUGUCUUCCCCCUUCCUGGUGAGCGAGAGGGAGCCACAUUGCGUCCUGGAACGUGCUGUUCAGUUCAACGACGGCCUUCGGUCUGUACUGGAACCCAGGGGGUGGAUUGAGGCGAGUGAACUGGACGACCUUGACCAAGAAGUGGGCUCUCGACAUCCCGGACGGCAUGCACCACGGGAAGCACGCCACGAGGAUGCUAGCGCACCUGCUGGUAAACCGCAUGUGUCAAGACCACGAGGACCCCGGCCCUUGAUUGGCGGUUUCAAUGAAGGGCAUUCGCCGGUUUAGGAGGUUAAGACCAGGGCUGCCUUCCUGGUGAAUCACUCCGCGGUAAUUUUGCGAUAAUGAUAAUCCCAAUUACCGCCCAGACGCGCCAAAAGAUUUCCCUUUCCCAUAGCAAUAGUUGUAGACUUUCCAGUGACACCUAGGCCUGGGGUCCGCAAGAAUGGGGCGGUUGAACGAGGGACGCGGUACGAAUCCCGACAUGCUCGUGUGUUUAUUUCGUUUUCAUUUCUACCUGCUUUUUUCUCGUUGUCUUUUCGCAAGAAAACAAAAAUACCUCUUUCUGUACGAGGUGUGGGGAUUUACAACACACGCACGUUCGUGAGUCUGCACCAAGCAAGGCCAUGACGUCGUUGGACCCAACGACAAGUUGCGGCAGCAAAGAAGAGGUAGGGGUUUUUGAAGUGGAGACGACCACAGCCGACGGACAUGUUUGUGGUCAAAACUGAAAGUCAGGAGUGCAGGUUGUUGAGUGUACCACGCACGGCUGAUAGAGACAUCGCGCUUGUGCCAAUAUAAACCUACAGUCAGUUUGUUUUGCUUGUUCUAUUUUCUAUGAUAAACUAAUACAAUCUACUUUCAAUUUGCUUCCAGUUGGUCGAAAGAUUGAGAUUUGACUUCGGCAGUGACAUGCUUGUUUUAUGUGGGGGUCUGUUGUUGCUUGGGUGUCUUUUUGGCGUUGGCUUGGAGUCUCUCUGGAAGAGGAAGGCGGCGACAUUUUCGUGCUUUCCUCCUUUUCGUCUGCUGUGUUUCCUGAUCAAGUCGUACUCAUUGCUGGACAUAGCUCGAGACUCUUUUAUCGUGGCGAUGGAGACGUUGGUGUUCUACCUUGCUAUUUGUCCUGACGAUUUGGUUGAUGGACGUCGUGCUCGGUGAAUGUGCCACACACCACGUUGGUGCGGUGACCACACUCACGAAAUACCACAACAUAUCAAAGAGCACAUACAAUUUCAUUUACCGUGUAAUCCCGGGCGGCGAAUACACCCCGGCCUAGUAGGGUACAAACGGAUAGAUUCAGGCGACUCUCAUUAUCGGAGGUUUUUGCCUUGAUUGGUGACCUUGGUGUUUGCUUGGCAUCGCGUACCGAGCGGGAGCCUCUCUUGGUUGUGUGUGUUAGGGUUAGGCCUCCCCGUUUCCUUAUUUUGUGUUUCCUGAUUGUGUACCGUAAUUGUCCGUGUAAUGGCACCGGAGGUGCGAUCGUUUAAGACCAUUCUUAAGU
Messenger RNA from Ectocarpus sp. CCAP 1310/34, 3603 nucleotides. The record is from the annotation of a GenBank genome assembly. Lineage: Eukaryota; Phaeophyceae; Ectocarpales; Ectocarpaceae.